GAACAUUUUAGCGUUAAGUUAAAUGCAAGGCCUUUUUUGUAAAAUUGUCUAACAUUUUUAACAAACCAUUUAUAUCAAACUGCUAUAUUUUGUAAUAAUGGAAAGAAAAACUGAUCGUGGUAGUGAAGUUCAAAACUGGUUGAAAGUUGCUCUAGCACAGGAAAAUCUUAAACGUUUCUCAAUCGAGAUAAUCGGAAAUUCUGAAAAAGGUGACGGAUUCGUGGGAGAUAUAAUUUUCGUUUGUGUAACAGGAACCGACAAAGAAGGCAAAAACAAAGAAUACAAUCUUGUUUUAAAAUGCAGCAAAUCUAGUGCUGCCUUAAUGGAAAAUGCACCUGCUUUUAGAACAGCAUUUGUAAGAGAAGCUUACAUUUAUGAAAACGUUUUUCCAUUUUUCAAACAAUUUCAAUUUAAUAAAGGUAUCGAAAAACCUUUUGAUAGUGUGCCAAAAUGCUACGGUGUUUAUAGUGAUCAAUUUAGACAUGUUAUUGUGUUGGAAAAUUUGAAGAAAUUAGGGUACGACUUGUGGCCAAAAGCAAAACCAUUAACAAGAGGAGUUAUCGAUACUAUAAUAAGAGAAUAUGCAAAAUUUCAUGCGAUUUCCGUGGCUGUGGAAGAUCAGUUCCCCGAAAGAUUUCAAAAACUGCUUCAAGACUCAACUGAAAAUACACUAAAGGAGUUUAUGGACAAAUCUGGAUUUUUAAAUGUAUUUAAAAAUUCUGUGGAAGAGGUAUAUGAUUUGCUAAGGGAUGAUGUUAAAAAUGAGACCUUAGAGGAGUGGUUAAAGCUCAAAGAUCAAGUUGGUUUAAUUUUUGGUGAUAUGACACCCAGUGUUGGCGAUUUAAAAGUGAUAAACCAUGGGGACUGUUGGAUGAAUAAUUUUUUGUAUAAAUUUGAGGACGAAGAGAAAAACCACGUUUCCAAGUUUGCCAUUCUGGACUGGCAACUCUCCAAAUUCACAUCACCUGCAACUGAUCUGUCAUACUUUUUGUUCUCCAGUAUAUCAAAAGAAGAUAUUACUGACAUUGACACUAUUUUGAAAGACUAUUAUAGAUACUUUUGCGAGUAUUUAAGAAGCCUAGAUACCAAGGUUUCGGAUGAAUAUACCAUGGAAAAAUUUUUUAGUGAAUGGAAGAAGUACGGCAGAUAUGGCGCAGUGUUUUGCAUUAUACCAAUCAAAUCUUUGUAUUCGGAAAAGGAACACCUUCCAGAUGUGGCUGAAGCUGCGAACAGAGGAGAAGAUAUUAUUGAAUCGUUUAAAUUUGAAUUGAAAGAUGAAAGCGGCUUUAAAAACAGGUUGAGACCAAUUGUUGAAUAUGUUGUUAAGAAUAUAAUCUAAUUUAAUGAAACUCAUAAAUGUUAAUUAACAAUAUUAUCUGAAUAUUUUAGUUAUUUAAUUGUUAGGAACUUUAUAACUAUAUACUUGUAUUUAAUUUAUCAAUUUAUCUUUAUAAUUAAAAUAGCUAAAGCGUCGAACAAUCAUAGACACAUGAUGUCGAAGAUUUGCAAGUUAUAACUCAUGGUGAUAGAACAAUUUUUCGUUGUUGUUUGAAUGAUAAGGGAA
Molecule: messenger RNA, 1564 nt
Organism: Zophobas morio
Lineage: Eukaryota; Metazoa; Arthropoda; Insecta; Coleoptera; Tenebrionidae
Exons: 2
Coding region: 98-1339 (413 amino acids)
Source: RefSeq, a predicted model, not a curated record